Molecule: messenger RNA, 1107 nt
Organism: Capsicum annuum
Lineage: Eukaryota; Viridiplantae; Streptophyta; Magnoliopsida; Solanales; Solanaceae
Product: 50S ribosomal protein L13, chloroplastic
Exons: 4
Coding region: 121-840 (239 amino acids)
Biological process (GO): translation; negative regulation of translation
Cellular component (GO): ribosome; cytosolic large ribosomal subunit
Molecular function (GO): mRNA binding; structural constituent of ribosome
Source: RefSeq, a predicted model, not a curated record
UUCUAUUUUAACGGAACAUGGCCUAACCCCUACCGAGAGCAAGGGAGUGUAUUUUUUUCUCCUUUUACCCCCCUUAUCUACUCGAAGGGUGUUUGUUAUUUCAGACUGAGGAUAACGGCAAUGGCUGUGCACUGUUGUUCUUCCUCUUUCUUAAUGUUCACUUCUCCUUCACCAAAAUCCUUGUGCUCUUCCUCUAACAAAACCCCAUUUCUUGGGUCCUCCACGGUAGCCUUAUCGAGGCCGUCGUUUCAAUCAUUACCACUUUCCAGAAUCAAUCGGACGACCCGAAUUCGCUGCCAAGACAAAGCUGCCUAUGCUCCUCUUGAUCAGCGUUGGAUGUUCGAAGAAUCUGAAAUUGAUGGCCCUGAUAUUUGGAACAAGACAUGGUAUCCCAAAGCUGCCGACCAUGUGAACACUGACAAACCUUGGUAUAUUGUUGAUGCCACUGACAAAAUUCUUGGAAGAUUGGCAUCAACUAUAGCGAUAUAUAUGAGAGGGAAGAAUCUGGCCACAUACACUCCAAGUGUUGACAUGGGUGCAUUUGUCAUAGUGGUUAAUGCUGAGAAGGUUGCUCUAUCUGGGAAGAAAAGGACCCAAAAACUUUAUAGGAGGCACUCCGGAAGACCUGGUGGAAUGAAAGUGGAGACUUUUGAUCAACUGCAACAGAGAAUUCCUGAAAGAAUCAUUGAACAUGCUGUUCGUGGCAUGCUUCCGAAAGGGAGGCUUGGCAGACAACUCUUUACCCAUCUUAAGGUGUAUAAAGGUCCUGAGCAUCCUCAUGAGGCACAGAAACCUGUUGAAUUGCCCAUCAGAGAUAAGAGGAUACAGAAGCAACGGUGAACUCCAACCGAUGCCACAGAGGGUAGUUCUCACUUUUGGCUGUUGAUAUUCCUCUAAGUCGUCGUUUCUGGUUAACUGGUGUAACUUCGUAUUUCAACUUCGAUAUUGUACCUGGUCUCCUGCCAAUCUUCUUUAUGCUUUUGUAGAGGUUUUUCAUUACAAAUUUAUUUGCCUCCACCUUUCUUUAAGCUAUUGAUGUUCUGUAGGUUUCAGUUGUAAUGAAUGUUUCUUCACCUUUGCUUAAUGAUGCAUAGUGGAUUUUAAUGA